This is a messenger RNA of Contarinia nasturtii (swede midge), 1210 nucleotides long. RefSeq names its product ovalbumin-related protein X-like. NCBI's taxonomy places the organism in Eukaryota, Metazoa, Arthropoda, Insecta, Diptera, Cecidomyiidae. The transcript has 5 exons. The record is from RefSeq and is a predicted model, not a curated record. The coding region runs from base 1 to 1026 and encodes 341 amino acids. Gene Ontology annotation, molecular function: serine-type endopeptidase inhibitor activity.
AUGGCAUCGCAAGUAAAACGAGUAAAACUGGACGAUUUCACCGAAGGAAUUUCCGAAUUUGCAUUGCAUUUCCAUCAGGAAUGUGUCAAGUCAAUGUCUGGAAAUGUGAUUAUUUCACCAUUAUCAGUGGCAACUGCGCUCACACUUCUCUCGCAAGGAACCAAUGAAUCAUUUGUAUGUUACAAAUUAGAAGAACACUUCAAAGAAAUUGCAGUUGAAAAGUUUUCAUCGGGCAUUGAAUCAUUGGACUUCAAGGAUUCGGACAAAAGUGCCCGUAUAAUCAAUGAUUUUGUUGAAGAGAAUACCAAUCAAAUGAUUAAGGAUUUCAUCAAACCAGGAAUGUGCGAUGCGGACACUCGUCUCAUUUUGGUGAAUGCCAUUUACUUUAAAGGCACUUGGGAAUAUAAAUUCAAUAAAAAUGAGACGCGUGAAGGUGAUUUUUGGAUCAAUGAAAUUGAAAAAAAUCGCGUUGAAUUCAUGACCAUGGAAAAAUGCAUGCAAUACGGAAAAUUAAAGGAUUUGGAUGCUGUUGCACUUGAAAUGAAGUACGCUGACUCGAAAUUGUCGUUUUUGAUUAUUUUGCCGAAUAGUCGUACCGGCCUUUCGGCUUUGGAGAAAAAAAUGAAAAAUUAUAAAUUGAAAGAUAUUAUAAGUAAGAUGAAAUUGACCACCUGUUGCGUUACGAUUCCGAAAUUUAAGGUUGAAUUUGAAAUCGACUUGAAGAGUGUUUUGAAGGAGUUGGGCAUGUCGGAGAUGUUUGAUAAAAACAACGCAAAUUUGACGGAUCUUAUAGAAUCUAAAGAGCAACUUUACGUGUCGGAUGCUAUUCACAAAGCCAUCAUCGAAGUUGACGAAGAUGGAUCAAAAGCUGUUGCCGCAACUGGUAUGCGCGUGAUGUGCUGCUCUGGUGGACCAGUUGAAUAUUUUAUACCUUUCCGUGCGGAUCAUGCAUUUUUGUUCCACAUUAUUGACAAAGAAUCGAACUCAAUCAUCUUUAGUGGUCGCAGUGGAAAUUUAAAAAUGUAAACACAUCGACGGCCCCAAGAUGGAUUGAAAUUUAUUGAAUUUUAGAUUCAAAUAAAAAUAUAUUUUAACAAUUAAUCACAUUAUUAUAACCACCAGAAUUAUAAAAUUUAUCUUUUAUUCAAGUUGAAAUUAAAAUAAAAUGUCUUACAUCCGUAAGAUGAACUUUUACGCACAGUGACCUGCA